Messenger RNA from Mya arenaria, 2369 nucleotides. RefSeq names its product U4/U6 small nuclear ribonucleoprotein Prp31-like. The record is from RefSeq and is a predicted model, not a curated record. Lineage: Eukaryota; Metazoa; Mollusca; Bivalvia; Myida; Myidae. The transcript has 14 exons. Bases 156 to 1646 code for a protein of 496 amino acids. Gene Ontology annotation, biological process: spliceosomal tri-snRNP complex assembly; mRNA splicing, via spliceosome. Gene Ontology annotation, cellular component: U4 snRNP; U4/U6 x U5 tri-snRNP complex; precatalytic spliceosome.
UGCUUGGUUAGGUGAACAUGUAAAAUACUUCUCGUGAAAGCUAACAAUACGUCUUGCUCCCGUUGGCUGAACUUUUGUGAUUGUACAGCCUAUUUUGUAUAUCUAGUAUAUUUCAUUUCGCAGUUUUAUAAUCAAUAAGCAGGAAGUAACUAAAAAUGUCGUUGGCCGAUGAACUACUGGCUGACUUUGAGGAUGCUGGGGAGGAGGUGGAGGAAAAUGAAGGUGAAGGACAGAUGUUGGAGCUUGCAGAAAUCGAUGAUGUUACCAUGGAAACACAGACUGUCAGCAAAAACUCUGUCCGAAACAUUGCAAAACUGCGGGAUGGUGAAGAGCUGACCGAAGUUAUGAAGAAAAUAGAGCAGUAUUCAAAACAGAAACGAAAAGAAGCAGUGGCCGGUCCUGUUGAGUUUGACCCAGAAUACCAGCUCAUUGUGCAGGCAAACAACCUCACUGUGGAAAUUGACAAUGAAAUCAAUGUGAUACAUAAAUUCACCCGUGACAACUAUUUAAAGAGAUUUCCAGAGCUUGAAUCUUUAAUCAGCGACCCUCUACAGUUUGUGUGUACAGUGAAGGAGUUGGGGAACAACAUUCUUGAGAACAGUAAGAACAGCACGGCCCUUCAGGAUAUUCUGACAUCAGCCACCAUUAUGGUUGUCAGUGUCACCUCAUCAACCACACAAGGGGCCUUGUUGACAGAUGAAGAAUGGAGGAUUGUCGAGGAAGCCUGCGAUAUGGCUCUUGAAUUGAGCGAGUACAAGAGAAACAUCCAUGCGUAUGUGGAGUCCCGGAUGACGUUCAUAGCACCAAAUCUCUCCAUCAUCGUGGGGGCAUCCAUCGCUGCAAAAAUCAUGGGAAUAGCUGGUGGUUUGACUAACCUUGCCAAGAUGCCGGCGUGUAACAUCAUGUUGUUGGGGUCUCAGAGGAAGAUCUUGGCGGGGUUUUCAUCUUCCACAAUGCAGUCCCACUACGGUCAUCUGUAUGAGUGUGAACUUGUACAGAAAUCUGCACCGGAUCUUCGAAAGAAGGCUUCUCGCUUGGUAUCAGCUAAAUGUGCGCUGGCCGCACGUGUGGAUAGUUUCCAUGAGUCAGUUGACGGCAAGAUUGGGGACUCACUGCGGGCGGAUAUUGAGCAGAAACUGGACAGGCUUCAGGAACCACCCCCUGUCAAACAUGCGAAGGCCCUCCCCGUGCCCAUAGACCAGGCCAGGAAAAAACGUGGUGGUCGCAGAGCAAGAAAGAUGAAGGAGCGACUCGGUCUUUCAGAAAUGAGGAAAGCUGCAAACAGAAUGAACUUUGGAGAGAUUGAGGAGGACGCGUACCAGGAAGACCUCGGCUUCUCGCUGGGAACCAUGGGUAAAUCAAAGACAGGAAGGAUCCGCGGACCAAUUGUUGACUCCAAAACAAAGGCCAGGAUUUCAAAGUCUCUUCAGCAAAAGAUCCAGAAGGAGCGUCAGACAUGGGGCGGUAGUACAACAGUGAAGAAACAGGUGUCCGGAACAGCCUCAAGUGUGGCGUUUACACCGUUACAGGGUCUCGAGAUUGUCAAUCCCCAAGCUGCAGAGAAGAAAGCGGCUGAAGCUAACGCCAAGUAUUUCUCCAGUACGGCCUCAUUUGUCAAGGUGGAGAAAGAGAUCUGGCACAAAUGAUCAUGUGUACAUUGGGGGGAUGAGAGAGAAAAGGUUCAAUCUGUGUCUUUAUUCAAUGGCACUUAGAGCCUUUUCGCCUUCACCCCUAGACAUGUGGUGUAUAAGGGUUAAGUCCGGAAAUCAAACAUCUGAUGGUUGGAUUUUUCCAAAGAAACUACUGGUAGUGUAUUCCAGUCGUUCAAAUUUUCAAUUUGAAUUGUUCUACUUUUUGAAUAAACACCAAUGCUUUAUAAAAGUUAAUAUUAAAGUUUUUGGUGUGUAGUUGUUCAAGGUGACUUUUAACAAUAACUGUACAUGUUUACAUGUACUACUACUACUACUGUGUAGCCUGAAGACAGUUAUAUUACAAAUGAGACAAGGAAGGGUAAAAAAAAUUAUUGUCUGGUUCAACAUUGUUUUAAGGAACACGAUAUUGUUUGUAUACUAAGUUUCUUUGUUUCCUGGGGAGAACACUGAAGGUAUCUGGAAGUGAAAGGGCAUUUACUAUCAAUCAGUUCUUUUGCCCUAUUAGUACAAGAAAACUUUGUUAAUAUCUGUGCAUAUUUGUAUAUUUGAUAUAAUUAAUUGUAUGGAGUAAUGAAUCAUAAGAUGUAUUGUUGGAGAGAAAUGCCUUCUUUAGAACAGAACAGAUUACUGCAAAUGCUGUUUAAGACAUGUAUUGAUGUAUUGUAUUGAUGCUGUUAAGUGGAUACUAUCUUGUUCAAUAAACAAAUGCAAAUACUA